Glycine soja is the source of this 671-nucleotide messenger RNA. Its product is annotated as potassium transporter 1-like. NCBI's taxonomy places the organism in Eukaryota, Viridiplantae, Streptophyta, Magnoliopsida, Fabales, Fabaceae. The record is from RefSeq and is a predicted model, not a curated record. Gene Ontology annotation, molecular function: potassium ion transmembrane transporter activity. Gene Ontology annotation, cellular component: membrane. The transcript has 5 exons. Gene Ontology annotation, biological process: potassium ion transmembrane transport. The coding region runs from base 109 to 633 and encodes 174 amino acids.
UUUGUCCCUUGUUCUUCUUCUUCAUUUGGUUCUAAUAUUGAUUCUGAGUUUUGCUUUGUAAUUGUUGACUCUGUUUUCAUAACACCUAAUUAAAUUAAAUAUACUCUUAUGCGACUUUUGGUGUACAAAAUUCAUCAUGAGCUCCUUCGUCAUUUCAAGGGCUCUUCGAAAGCUAACAAGCGUCUUAUUCUCAUUGUUUUUUCAGCAGUUUCAGGAGUUCAAGUUAAGAUCAAAGGACUCCAUGAAAAUUAUGUUGUCAUAAUCUCGUGUGUCAUUUUGAUGGUCCUUUUCUCCAUUCAACAUCAUGGGACACAUAGAGUUGCCUUCAUGUUUGCCCCACUACUUGCAACAUGGCUUUUGUGCAUUAGUGGUAUUGGUGUAUACAACAGAUUCUACUGGAACCGACACAUAUACCGUGCACUUUCUCCACUCUACAUGUUGAAGUUCCUCAGAGCCACUGGCAUUGAAGGAUGGAUGCCAUUAGGUGGAGUAGUGCUUUCAAUCACAGGAGUGGAGGCAAUGUAUGCUGCCUUGGGUCAUUUUUUCUGCACUCUCAAUAAAGGUAGCUUUCACAUGUCUAGUGUAUCCCUUCCUGAUUUUGGCAUAUAUGGGCCAGGCCGCAUUUCUCUCUAAGCACCAUCAUGACAUUCAAGAAAGUUUCUACAAAGCCA